This is a messenger RNA of Drosophila sechellia, 333 nucleotides long. RefSeq names its product Heterochromatin Protein 1L chromoshadow domain (gene HP1Lcsd). The coding region runs from base 1 to 321 and encodes 106 amino acids. Lineage: Eukaryota; Metazoa; Arthropoda; Insecta; Diptera; Drosophilidae. The transcript has 2 exons. The record is from RefSeq and is a predicted model, not a curated record. Gene Ontology annotation, cellular component: nucleus.
AUGACUUCCGGGGGGAAGGGAAGGAAAAGCGAUGAUGCACCGGCACAUUCGAUGGGACCCAAAAUAAUGAUCCGCACGGCAAUCUCCCGAGAACGGAAGGCAGAAAAAAUACUUCACGUUUUUACGACAGAGAAUGGAACUACGAUGUUCUUGAUCAAGUUCAAGGACUCGCCCCUGGUGGAACAGGUUCCAGCUAUCGAGGCCAACGUACGCAUUUCCCAAAUGGUGAUCGACUUCUACAUGGACCGCCUAUCCUUCCCACCGCCCGAAUCCCGGAGAAGCAAUCCGAGAAAGAGAAAAGCCAGCGAGGAUGAUUUAUAAUUAAAUUCAAUU